Nicotiana tabacum (common tobacco) is the source of this 782-nucleotide messenger RNA. NCBI's taxonomy places the organism in Eukaryota, Viridiplantae, Streptophyta, Magnoliopsida, Solanales, Solanaceae. The record is from RefSeq and is a predicted model, not a curated record.
UAACUUACCAGGAAAAGUAAAAGUUGACUCUGAAGUCUUUGUAGUUGAUCCAAAACUCACGCACAAAUUAAGAAAAAUAAAUAGCCCCAUUAAUUUUCUUCUGAGUAGAGUAAUGUUCUUGAUUUGUGUAACAAAUCAUAAGUUUUCUUGCAAUGGUUUCUUUCCUUUUUUAUGUUCUAUUGUUUCUGUUUCUCUUUCCACUACACAAUUUAGCUCAAAAUAAUGGUAGGGUAGCUACUAGCACUUCUCUUACUGCAACAGAUGAAACCACCCCAUGGUUUUCACCAUCUGGUGAUUUUGCAUUUGGGUUCCAAAAACUUCAAGAUAAAGAUCAAUUCUUGCUUUGCAUAUGGUAUGCAAACAUACGGGAAAACACCAUAGUGUGGCAUGCAAAUAUCAGUAAUCCAGUGCCACGUGGAUCAAGAUUACAGCUUGAUUCUCAAAAUGGUCUCAUACUUAGUGAUGCACAAGGAAAUACAAUUUGGAGAACUGAUUCGCUUUUUGGUAAUAUUGACCAUGGAUUUAUGAAUGACACUGGAAAUUUUGUUAUUAUGGGAAAUGAUUCUACUGAUCCAUUGUGGGAAAGUUUUAGAAACCCAACUGACACUUUGUUGCCAAGUCAAACAUUGGAAAGAGGAAGCUUCCUUGUUUCUCAAAGAUCAGAAGCUAAUUUCUCUCAAGGAUGGCUUAGAUUGGGCACUGCAAGGAAAGGAGAAGAUGUGCUGCUACAGUUUCAAUAUCAGAUAAAUCAGAUUCUGACAUCACCAAAUUGUGACAUAUGA